This is a messenger RNA of Diorhabda sublineata, 1820 nucleotides long. RefSeq lists its product as uncharacterized. Bases 209 to 1687 code for a protein of 492 amino acids. The record is from RefSeq and is a predicted model, not a curated record. NCBI's taxonomy places the organism in Eukaryota, Metazoa, Arthropoda, Insecta, Coleoptera, Chrysomelidae. The transcript has 6 exons.
AGACAUGCGACCACGAGGAGACCGUUUUGUUUUAGUAUGUCCUGGUGAUAGCGAUUAACGCGGUUGUGCGUUUUAUUUGUGGUUAGUUCCUUGAUUUUUAUAUAUUUUUGGAGGUUUACUUGGAUAUGACAUAUGCUAACUGUUUGUGAUACAUAACCAAAUACACCAUCCACGAUUUAAAAAAAAAACGAGAGCACUUGAUCCAAACAUGUACAAAUUUGUAGUAUUUUCUGUAAUUAUAACAUGCGUUACCGGAAUCCACGAUAGCUGGCAGUCUUAUCAACAAGAUAUCUAUCAAUCACCUUCAGAUGUGUAUGGGGAAGGUUACCAGCAUGGCGUCGUACCAGGAAGCGACCAGUGCCAAAUAUAUAAAGUUGGAUUUACGCAGGACCUUUACUUCCAAUAUAUCCAGUAUAAAACGGUUAUACCAGAUAUGAAACAGUUCACAUUAUGUUUCUGGUCUAAAUUUUAUAAUCACAGUAAUGACCAUCCACUUUUCUCGUAUGCAGUUGACGGUCAACCGAGAGCAAUUUAUUCAUGGAUAUCAAACACGGAAAGAUCCAGUUAUUUCAGCCUUUCUGUCGAAGGACAUACUUUCUAUAGACUUAAUUAUCCACUUCGCUUGAACCGAUGGUAUCACACAUGCCAAAGUUGGAACGGAAAAACCGGAGAAUGGCAAAUAUGGGUCAACGCAGAAAGAGUGGGACGAGGCUUUCACAAUAGAUUGGUUGGUCAUGUUAUACCAGGAAAUGGAAUAGCAAUAACAGGACAAGAGCAGAGUCAAUUGGGAGGAGGUUUCCAGGAAGGUGCCCAAGCUCCAAAAGGUUCAGGUGGAAUGCUUGGUGAAAUUACUAUGGUCCAGCUGUACAAAGUGGCCCUCACUGCAGGAAAAGCUCAUAAAGAUCACAAACAUCAUCACGCUCAUCAAUUUGAUCACAACGGAAGAGUAAUCACCACACCAGCCCCAACAACCCCAGCAAAUCGAGUCACUUUACCACCUCACCCUCUCCUCACUGCAGGGCAACUGAAUAGAAAUGUUAGAUUGAAUUUGGGUUCUACCCCUCAAAAAGUUGCAGGUCAACAAUAUGAAGCUCAAUUCUCGAACGGACAAUUCGUAGGAAAUUUAGUUACCCAGCAAUUAUUACAGCAGCAGCCUCAACAACAACAACCGCAAACACAGUUGUUUUUACCGGUACAACCUCAAACUCAAGCUGGUAACGUUGGAUCAUUUUCAAGGCAGUUCGUGAGUUUUGGUAGUACUCCAAUAGUAGAUACCGAUUUGAACCAUGCUUUGGGAACAAACACAGCUCCAUCAUUCGACGCUGUUCUGGAAACUCAUAAUGUUUUCAAACGACAAGAAGAGAAUGAGAAGGCUACGCCAAAGAAAAGACAAGCUAUUUAUGAUGAAGCACUGUUAGGAACAAGUGGCACUUACAGUUUCGAUCAAAGUCUUUUAUACGGACUUGCCGGUAUUGGUCAAAAUGAACAGAUUUCGGUAAAACAGAAAGAGGAGGAAGACGAAAGAGAGCCGGCUGAAGCUGAAGUCAAAGCUGUUCUUAACAUAUGCACCGGGUGCGACGAAGAACCUUUCAAUAAAGCUCUGAUUUUCGGGUGGAGAACUGUACCGAAAAAGUUGUACUCUGGUGCUUUCUAUACACCUGCCGUAGCUGAAUGUAAAGUAUUCUAAUGAAAUGUUAUUCUUAAAGUUUUAUACACAAACGCGGCCAUCCCAAUGAUAUAAAAUGUAUUUAGUAUUAGAUAUUAAUUUAUAAAUUUGUUACAUUUUUUAUCGAAGUUUAUUAAAAUUAAAAAGCUACAAA